AUGGGCAGGGCGGUCAUCGUUACGGGUGCUUCUGCGGGCAUUGGCCUGGGCAUUGCCCUGAAAUUUCUCAACGAGGGCGACGAUGUUGUGCUUGUUGGAAGAAGCUUGGAUCGUCUCAAGUCUGCCAUCCCCGAGAUCUUUGAGGCAAAGGGCAAGGCCCUGUUUCUAGCGCAGGAUGUCUCAACGCUGGAGGGCUGCAAAGCAAUCAUCGAGGAAGGGGUGAAACUGCUGGGAGGUCGAUUGGACGCUCUUGUGAACAAUGCGGGUGCCUACAGCGUCAGCAAGGCUGCCGUUGACAUGCUGACUAAGGCAUCAGCACUGGAGCUUGCGCCAAAGGGGGUCCGAGUAAACGCCAUCAAUCCAGGGACAGUGCAGACCGGCAUCUUCACAACAGCAGGCUUCACGCAAGAACAGGCUGCUGCUUAUAUGGUCAAAUCUGCAGGGGUCACCCCUCUCGGUCGCGUGGGCACCCCUGAAGACGUGGCAGAGCUGUGCUACUUUCUGACUGACAAGGCCAAGUCUGGCUGGCUCACAGGCCAGUGCAUUGUGCUCGACGGUGGAAAGCUGAUCCCAAUUAUUGGCCCCAAGUGA
This is a messenger RNA of Coccomyxa subellipsoidea C-169, 591 nucleotides long. RefSeq names its product NAD(P)-binding protein. The record is from RefSeq and is a predicted model, not a curated record. Lineage: Eukaryota; Viridiplantae; Chlorophyta; Trebouxiophyceae; Coccomyxaceae. The transcript has 5 exons. Bases 1 to 591 code for a protein of 196 amino acids.